This is a messenger RNA of Mus musculus (house mouse), 1520 nucleotides long. RefSeq names its product dynein, axonemal, light chain 4 (gene Dnal4). Gene Ontology annotation, biological process: microtubule-based process. The coding region runs from base 295 to 612 and encodes 105 amino acids. The transcript has 5 exons. The record is from RefSeq and is marked validated. Lineage: Eukaryota; Metazoa; Chordata; Mammalia; Rodentia; Muridae. Gene Ontology annotation, cellular component: dynein complex; axoneme. Gene Ontology annotation, molecular function: identical protein binding.
GAUGGUUGCUAAGACACUCUGGCUCGCUCCUUGACAACCCUGGCGGGGGUGCGCUGGCUGUGGCCUCGGCUCCGGCCCCCGCGGGAGCAGGCCGGAAGCUCAUUUAAGCUGCAGUCCAGCUGACUCUGAAAAGCCCUGCCUAUCAUCAGAUGCCCAGCACCCCUUGGGGAAAGACAUUUUCUGCUCCUGCCAAGUUGGCAAGGCCUGCUUCCCGAGCCCGUGGGGCGCUGUAACUGUUGGGCCCAGCACCUCCUGAAAGCCCUACUCUCCUCCUGAGGGCACGCUGGGAGGAUCAUGGGAGAGACUGAAGGGAAGAAAGAGGAGGCUGACUAUAAACGGCUGCAGACCUUCCCCCUGGUCAGGCACUCGGACAUGCCAGAGGAGAUGCGCGUGGAGACCAUGGAGCUGUGUGUCACAGCCUGUGAGAAAUUCUCCAACAACAAUGAGAGUGCUGCAAAGAUGAUCAAGGAGACAAUGGACAAGAAGUUCGGCUCCUCCUGGCAUGUGGUGAUCGGCGAGGGGUUUGGGUUUGAGAUCACCCACGAGGUGAAGAACCUCCUGUACCUGUACUUCGGGGGGACCCUGGCCGUGUGUGUGUGGAAGUGCUCCUGACCCCCAUCCCUGCAGCUCUCCCGCCUGUCCUCUGGGCUGGGGGGGGGCUCCCCAGGCUCCCCUAGGCAGAGCCUGGCUCUCUCAAGGAGAGUCAAGUCUUUUCUUUUGUCCUUGUGUACCAGUUUCCUGAGCCGCACCCAGAGUGUCCACUUGGUGACCUCUCCAUGCCCAGGCUCCCCGUGGUUGUCUCCAAGCUCUGAGCUGUGGACAGGCAUCUCUGUGUGCAUGAGGGGUGGGGUGUGGCAGGUGAGAGGGUGAAGCACGGGAUUCUUCUCCUUGAAAUGGACUGGUCCCACCUUCCAUCCCAGCAGCCUCAAAGCCCUUCUGCCCCAAGGACUGCUGGGAAGUAUCUCCUGCCCUUGUUGUUAGUGGCCAUGUGGAAUCAGCCGGAGACUCCUCUCAUGAGACACAGGGCAAGGCUCUCCUUUUCACUGGGGAAGGAGUUCCCUCUCCCCUUCCCCAGCCUGACCCGGGACUGAACAGCCCACCACAUCUUACUGGACCAGCCAUUCACAGCCCUGGCAUUGGCCCGAGGAUCACACAGUCUUCCUGUCCCCUUCUCCCAGCUCGGGCCACAUGAACCUUUCACACCCCUUCCACCAGAACUGCUGCGUGGCCGAGGCUGGUGCGGUGGUGUAGAGCGACUUGUCAAAGUGUUGCUGAGCUCCCGGUGAGACACCUGGGCCAGGAGUGAUCUCACCGUGAGGCCCCGUUAGCAGGGAAACCUGGCCUGCCAGGGACUUCAUCAGGGACCGCAUGCGAUUUGUACUUCUUACCUUGCUGGCUUUUCUAGAUUCUUUUUGAGUGUGGGAAGAAGGGUUUUAGUAGAAGGGUGAAUCAUAUUUUACACAGCGGUCUUAUUUAUAUAAACGUCUUGGUUUUUACAAUUAAAACGACCAAAAACUAAA